GAUUGGCUGCGGCUGGGCCGCACCCCUAACGCGAUACCUAUGGCCGGAAGUGCGUCUGCUCCUUGCCUGAUCCGUGAGACCCUGGCUCCAGGCUCCCGGCCCUCCAAAGGUGACUUGACUUCGCUGUGUUCCUGGAGUGAAACACGGCCUCGAGGAGUCUACUGUAUUUGCUUUGGAAAAUCCUCAGGAAGGACAGCCCUGCUUUGAAAACUUACAAUAUUCUGUUAUUAAGGAAUUAAAAAACGCUGUCAAAGAAUAUGGACUUAAAAGUACUUUUGUAAUUGGCAUUAUUGAAGGCAUUGGUCAAGGUUAUGAAGUUACCCCUUUCUAUUGGAAAGCCUUUGUGCGCACUGUUGUCACUCCAACCCAGUAUCAGGUGUGGCUCCUAGAAUAUGCUGCAGAGACACAAGCCAUAGAUAACUUGGGUCACAAUAUUCCUAUGGGAGCUACUGAAUUACGGGGUGAAGGAGCCUUUUCAGAUACUUGCCAACAAGUUCGUUGCCACCUCCAAGCUUAUCCUCAAAUGGUACAAAUUGCUUUAAAAGUUUGGAAAAGAAUCCCCAAAGCGUUUGAUGCUCAAAGUUCCUUUAUUGCUAUUAAACAGGAGGCCACUGAAUCUUUCUUUACCUUUAUAGAUAGUUUAAGUAAAACUAUUGAAUGCCAGCUGGACAGUAUGACAGCAACCUCUAUUUUGUUAAAGCAAUUAGCAUAAGAAAAUGCAAACCUAGACUGCAAAAAUGCUUUAAAAAUAUUUAUAUGAAACCUGCUACUACUUUGGCUCAAAUGAUUUUGGCUUGAGGAACUCAAACACAUAAAAUGCAAUUGUUGGCUGCUGCUUUACUGCCCCCUGUUACUUGUUUUAAUUGUACAAAACCCGGAUGUGUACGCAAAAAUUGUAAGGCAAAAGCUAAAAAUAACAGACCAGAUACCCCGUGUCGCAUUUGAAACAUGGAUAUCAUUGGGUCAGUCAAUGUAGUCAAAACCCGCAAAGUAAAAAUAGAAAUAAAUAAUAAACAUGGUCAAUAAGAAGACCCAGUAUGUUCCCUGCCCAGGAAAACAGGGCACUUCCUCCCUGUCAUUUCAUUCCAAAUCUGUUCGUGCCACCAGGGGGAGCUCUGGCAUAGAUUUACUGUCAGCUGAAACUAUCAAUUUGGAAAUGCCUGGUACUAUUUAUAAAGUUCCUAGUACUUUUCAUGGUCCUUUACCUCCCAGGACAACUGGCCUAGUUCUUCCCCGCUCAUAUGAAUCAAAAAGAGGCAUUUUUGUGAUUCCCUGUGUCAUUGAUGCAGAUUAUACUGGGUUAUGUUGCUUCAAUUGUGGUCUCUUGCCCAUUCAAUUAAAUGCUUCUGAAUCUACAGCUCAACUAAUUGUCUUGCCUUAUGUCUCUUCUAAAGCUCGUAAUGUUACUCAUGGAAAGCAAGGAUAUGGCUCUAUUGUGGUGGCUGUAGCUGUUCCCUUGGGAAAUGAAUACCCAAGCCUCUCUUCAACUAUUGACAACAUUUCCUUUUCAGGUUUGCUAGAUACUGGAUGUCUCUGUCUUUCCUCGCUUACACUGGCUUUCUCAUUUGUCUUUUCCACCUGUUCAUCCCUUCUGGGGCAUUUGGGGGCCCUUCCCAAAAUGUGUUCUGCAGUGACACCUCUGUUGCUUGUGCUCUCAAUGGACUAAAAAGACCUCCAUUCUCCCAUAUAUUAUGAACAUUUCUUUUGUGAUAUGGGACUGUGAUGUUCUUUCUCAACUCCAUGCUUAUGUGGAAACAAAUUUAUCUUGAGGGCCUCCACCGCCCCACAUUCCCUACCUCUCAAAUGGAAAACUGACAGUCCGUUUUGAAUUAAACAGUGCCCCUUACCUAAAUAUAAGUUGUCAGCAGUGGAGGCCUUAGUUCAAGAACAAUUGGCUGCAGGUCAUAUUGAGCCCACUGCUAGCCCCUGAAAUACAUCUAUCUUCACUAUACAAAAGAAAUCAGGUAAGUGGAGGUUAUUUCAUGACUUCUGGGAAAUUAAUGUGUAUAGCCCCUAUGGACCUCUUACAAUGUGUUCUUCUUAAUCCUAACCUUACUCCUCAUGAAUUUCAACUCUUUAUUAUUGAUUAAAAGAUUGUUUCUUUACUAUUCCUUUACAUCCACAGGAUCACCCCUGAUUUGCAUUCACUGUUCCAGUUUAUAACAACCAUAAGCCUGCAUGCAGGUACCAUUGAUGUAUGUUACUAUAAAUAAUCCAGCCCUCUGUCAAUAUUUUGUUAAUACUGCGCUGCUUACCUUUAAAAAAAUGUUUUCCUAAUUUACAGGAUCUAUAAAUUGGGGCGGUGGAGCCCUUAGGAUAAAUUUGUUUCCGCACACUUUCUUUACUGAUGGAUCCCUUUUAUUCUUCAUGAUUUCUCCUCUUUAGCAGAAUUUGGGUUCCAUAUCUCCCCAGAAAACGUCCAGUACUCAGAACCAUUUUUUUACUUAGGGCAUCGACUUUGUUCUUUUUCGAUGCCUGCCUUACCUACCUUAUGCUUCUGCUUUCCAGCUACACUUUCUAAAUUACAACAAUUUCUGGGUUACCUUAACUGGACAAGGCCCUAUUUUCCUUUGACCACUCAAUAAUUAGCUCCUCUAUUUGAUGGUUUAUGGGGCCACACAGAUCCAGCUGACGUGAUCUCUGACUGUCCUCUAUGGCAGGCCCUUCCGAGCAUUGCUCACACACUCAUCACAGUUGUGGUGGAUCAAGUCUGGAGGAACUGCCCUCUCUCCUUACUCAGUUUUCAUUCAGCCCAUUUGCCCAGAGGGGCUCUUGUUGCCCUCCAGAGCAACGAAGUGUUUAUUGGUUACAUUUACCCCACUCCAUGCUUCCCAUCCUCAAUGCUAUUUCCACUUUUAUCUCUGGGGGACUACUCACGCACACUCCUUGGAAUUGAUCCGAUGGUAUCUCUUGCCACUCACCAAGGCUGACUUCUCCUUUCUGCUGUCCUCUACUGUUUCUUUUCAAGUAGCUCUGGCUGGCUAUGUUGGUUCCAUUUCUUUCCAUAUGCCACAUGAUCCUUGUUUGUCUCUGUUUACCCCAUUUCCCUUUUUCUUCAAACUUGUUUGGUUCAUACCCCUUUAAAGGGUACCCUCACUGCCUUCACUGAUGGAUCUGCCUGUUGUGGAGUUGUAACAUACUUUGAUAGUUACUUUUGGAACACUAGUAUUGUCUGCCUUAAACCUCUGCUCAAUGCAGUGAGCUGUCUGGUGUUAUCCUUGCUUUGCAAGUUUUUUCAUCCCAAGCCCUUAGCUUACUUAGUGACUCUAUAUGUACAUAAUGUUGUCCUACACUUAGCGUCUGCUGUUAUCUCCCCCACAGCAGUAGAUGCAUACUUAAUGUUUCUUUUUUCACAUUUACAGGCUUUUCUUUGUGCUCCUUGUGCCCCUCUCUUUCUUUUACAUAUUCACAGUCAUCAACCCCUGCCCCGGUUCUUACAACAAGCUAAUGCUAUUGCUAAUCAAGCCCUGUGCAUUCUCCGGCCUCUCUUUUGAUAAUGCUGAAGAAAGCCAUGCCUUUUUUCAUCAGUCUGCUCUUUCUUUACAUAAAUUGUUUCAUAUGCCACUCUGAAGCUAAAGCUAUUGUUUCCUCCUGUUCACGUUGUGCUGCCAGGCCUCACUCCUCUCCCUUUGAUGCUCUCAACGCUUGUGACAACUUCUGGCAAACAGAUGUCACACACUGGUCCUCCUUAAAACCUUUUUUAUUCCUUCACAUUUCUGUUGAUGUUUCCUGGUUUCAUUUGGGCUUCACCAUGCAGUGUUGAGUCCACCUGACACGUAAUUCAACGUCUCCUGGCUGCAUUUGCAAUCAUGGGUGUACCUUCCUCCUUUAAAACUGACAGUGGUCUAGCUUUUACCUCAGGUUUUUGCUGCUUUUGUUUCACAUGGCAAAUUUGCCAUGUUACCAGCAUCUCCUCUAGUCCCACAGGUCAAGCUAUCAUUGAACAAGCCCAUCGUGCACUCAAAACUCUUUUCUUUAUAAACAACUGGGGCGGGGGAUACACCCCCUGCACAGGUUUCUUGUAUUCUGUCCACAGUGUUAUUUACUUAGAAUUUCUUGUCUUUCCCACAAGGCUUUCUUCUUUCCUGGUUCAAAUACAUUUCACCAGGAUGAACCUGUGCCAAAGCCUUUUGUAUUGUACACACCACCACCAGACCCAGGCUGGCGGGGGCUGGCGCCCCUGCUGACCUGGGAAGGAGGUGAUGCUUCAGUGUUAUUCCUAAUGGGCCCUGUGUGGGUUCUUGCUCUUUGUAUUCACCCUGCGUGCAAUGAGUUGGCACCAUGGGCUGCACAACCCAAUUCCACAGUUUCACCUCUCCCUGAAUUAAGCCCGGCCACCUCAGAAGGGACCCAGGACAAUGACUGCUCAGCCAGUGACCUGGGGUGAAGUAAAGGUGCUGAUCCAGUCUGCACAAGAACUGCUCUGUGCUUUUCAAGAGUAACUAACUCCUAAAAAGCUUCUUGUGGCGGUACUUACCAAAUCGACACUGAUCUUUAAUCCUUAUUUGUGUUUUGUGCCUGUGUGUUUUAUAGCCCACUACAGGGACCUUAGCAUCCCAUAACCUCCAGGAAAGAUUGGAAUACAAUAUUUGGCUUCCACUGGCAAAAAUAGCUAAUAUCUCUCAUUUCUGUCUCUCAAAAAAUAGAAAUGAAAUACAUUCUCGGGUCCUGUCUGAUUCCACUAUGCAAGGACCCUGCCUCUCUCAAGUAACUACACCAUUUUCUCCACUAUUCCAAACAAAAUGGUAACAUGUCCUGAUUUUCCAAACUGAUUUUCCCACCUUUAAAAAACCUGAUGAUGCUGUUACAAUGUUCACUUCAUGUAUGACAACUUCAAAUGCCUCAUGUUCUCAUAUUGAAAAUUGUACCACUCGAUGUUUUUACCCUCCUAAUACACUUGGAAUCGUUCUGGUUAUGAACCAAUAUUGUCUGGGAACAGACUGGUUCUUCUCCCUGCUGGAUGGGUCUUUUCAUGUGAAGAGUACACCUUCAGUUACCUCCUUGAAAGUUUAUAACAUAAAGUGUUGCCUUCCCCUUAAUCUACACUGUCUUGCCUCAGAUGGUCUACAACUAGUCCAACCUGUGUGGGGACUUUUCUUUUAGCCUGUUAACCAAAGCAGAAAUUUAUGCUUUAGCUGUUUCUUUGAUUGAUGUGCCUGCCCUGGUAGCCAGGGUCAUUUGAAGUGUUAAUACGCUACCCUGUCUCAUGGCAAAACAAAUCAAUCACACUUCCACAGCUUUGGCAUUAUUAAACAGAGAACAUACUGAGCACCAAGCAAUUUUGGAUAACCACACUGCAGCUGAUUAUCUACUUCUGUUACAUCAUCAUGGUUGCAAUAAAAUUACUUGAAUGUGCAGUUUUAAUUUGUCUGAUGCAGUCUGCCCAAGACUUGCUCCACGCUUCUAGUUUUAAGGGUUUUUUUUUUGUACUGGGGAUCAAACUUGUGCUUGCCAGACAGGCGCUAAUGCCGCGGAGCUAAAUCAUUGGCCAGCUCCACACUUCUGAAGAGGAACCAACUCCUAAAAAGAUGGUGCAGCUGCCUUAGUCCCCAGAUUAAUAAAUCCACUAAUAAGAAGCUUCAGGAUUAUGAAAACUUACCAAGCAGAUACAUGUGUCUGAGGACUCAAUGCUGGAUUGUGCUGGAAUUUCCUUACGGGAUGGUUACCAGAUAGCAGUUGGCUAAAACAAAGGUUUCUUUAUGGUGUCCUUGUCCUUGUCUGUUUAAUCAGGAUAGAAUGCCUUGUACAAUGCAUCCCAUCCCUAUAUACGAUGAUCAUGCCUAAAAUGCUGGCUUCCUACAUGGUAAGAAAACCUAAAGAAAAAAAAAAAAAGGGAAGAUGUAGAGGCCACACUGAUUCCCAUUUUGUUCUGGACACAUCCUGUUGACUGUCUUGGUAGAAAGUACAGGCCGUGAAGCAGCCCAAGAUAAAAGUGUGAGGGUCCAUAAGUACAAGAGCAAACAAGUCACAUAAUCUAAGAAUGUGCAAUACAAGUUCUUUAUCUCAAUAAAAGCUGCCUGCUUGCACUGGUGCCAGACGGCAGCCAUUUCUGAUGACCGUGGUGUGUGUCCCUUUAUUUCCCUUUGCAUACAGAAUCCCUACAGUAAAAUACGGUUCAUAUAAAAUAAAGCGACCGUUUUCAUCACUUCUUCAUAGACCAGGAUUUAUUUGCUGUUUGUUAAUCUUAAUUUCUUGGGUUUAGCGCUAUACUUUUAACAUUUUUAGCACUGUAAAAAAAAGCUACUUAGAGUCAACAUUCAUGAAGUUCUGGUUUAAGAAGACGACUUUCUCAUAUAGUGUUUUUCAGGGAAUAGCGACUGUUUUCAUAACUAAAUUACAUUUAGUCGCAGUUCCAGCUUUAUUAUGGUGGUAAUAAAAGGCUGCACGAAUGUACGAUGAACUUUUCAAGGAACUUCUGAGUUGCAGUUGGGCCUUGUCAUGCUCUAAAGUGGCAUCCAGGAAUCAGUUGGCCCCAGGGAGCUGAGAGGCCAGGGGAGGAGAGCUGUAAACUGGGAGACAGGAACAAGGUGUGUUGGAGGUACCGCCAGGACAGGAGUCCUGGUGCAACUGCCUUAGUCCCCGGGGUGCUUACCAGGUUGGGGACGACCUGGGUGUGGGCCCCUUGUGCUGCUGGCUCGGUAAGGCCGAAUGUCUGCCUCAGACUGCGGAGGGGCCCCUCUGCUAGUGCUGCAGCAUGCCUUGGCCCAGCUUUGCAUUGUGCGUCUGGAGACAGACUCCUGGGCAAACACCGCAGCCCUGCUUGAAAUGCCCUCUCUCCCGCCCUACUUGAUGCACACAUUUACCCAGUCUAUGAAGCCUAGCUUUGCGGUCAGGCGGGGCUUGAGCAAGCCUUAGCCAGGUGUCUCAGCGUUGACCUCAGCCACCGCCUUGCUGGCUCCUUGAGGUGCCUGCAGUACUAGCCCAAUGCCUGAGUGGCGGUGCAAGGCAGACUAAGAGGCCAGCAGAAAGGCGCCCACCCCCCACCGCUCUGCGCGUGCGCGUGCGCAGAUGGAGCAGGGCGCGGUGAGGGCGGGGUGUGGGCGGUGCCGAGGCGUCUCCAGGGAAACCCGCUGGUAUACUGACCUGGGCCUGGGCCUGGUCUCCGCCUUAGCAGCUGGGGCUUGUGCUUCCCGACCCAGGUGUUGCCGUCUGCUGAAACCAAGGCCUGAAGCCUGAGCCGGGUGAAUUGGGGACGGUCCUCAGGGGCCUGGAUCCUUCACAGGAUUUCUGAGGACGCGCGAGGGUCCCGGGCUUUGCGUCCAGGUUGGAAGAGGACAGACAUGGAAAGAGAUGGGUCCUCUGCCACCCUAGACCACAGCUCCAGGGGCCCGCUGGAGGAGCCAGAUGGCCAGCCCCAUGCCGUGGAGGACCCUGGGCUCCUGGAAAGUUACGACCUCGUCACUGCAAGGGACAGACUGGUGUCCCCGGAGGAGGAGGAGGAGGAGCCUGAGGGGUGUCUGAGCAAGAGGCACCUGAAGGCGGCCCCCAUCCAGCUGGUCCAUAGUGUGCAGACAUGGCAUGACGGCUGUGUCUACCAAGGGGAGUUUGGGCUUGGAGUGAAGUUUGGGUACGGCGAGUUCUCUUGGCCCACAGGGGAGGCCUACUGCGGGCAGUUCUGCCAUGACCAUUGCCACGGCCUGGGCACCUACGUGUGGCCGGACGGCUGCAGCUUCACUGGCACGUUUUACCUUAGCCAGCGGGAAGGCUAUGGCAGCAUGAACCUGAAGAAGAGGCUCUUCCAGGGCCUAUACAAGGCAGACGUGCGGUUUGGACCGGGUGUGGAGACCUACCCUGAUGGUAGCCAGGACGUGGGGCUCUGGUUUCGUGAGCACCUCAUCAAGCUGGCCACAAAGACCCCCGGCAGCUUCUCAGUGCUCAGCUACCCGGAGUUCUCGGCCUUCCUCUCAUGCUCGAGGGACAGAAUCAGCCUCGUAGAGCCAGAGAGCACGGCAAAGGGCCCAUCUGAGGCACAGGACCCCUUCUUCUAUGAGUACAAGAGGUUCCUCCUGAACGAGAACCUCACACUGCCCCCGGACAUACAGCUCUAUUCAACAGACUACUGCCACCUGCCCAUGACAGGUUCUUUCCGCAGAGAGUUGGAUGCCCAGAUUUUUGCCAAUGAAAUCCCGCCAUUUGUCGACGAUGGAGAACCCUGGUUUAUAACGAAUGAAACUCCUUUAUUGGUCAAAAUCCAGAAGCAGGCUUACAAGUUCAGGAAUAAGAAAGCUCAUACCAGCUGGAACAUGGGCGCCAUCCUGGAGGGGAACCGCAGUGGCUUUGCGUGCAGUGGGCCCAAGGAGCAGUAUUCCCAGGAGAUGAUCCUGAAGGCUGAGGAAGGGGACUACGGCUGGAUUUAUGGGGUUCUGAAGGACAAUCUCGCCUGUGCUGACGUGGCUGAUGCAAAGGGUUACACUGCGCUUGCUGCAGCUGCUGUACAUUGUCACAAUGACAUCGUCAGCCUUCUCCUGGACCACGGGGCCAAUGUGAACAAGUUCACAGAUGAGGGCCUCACAGCACUCAACAUGUGCUUCAUCCUCUACUACCCCAGCGAGUCCUUCAAGCUCAAUGUUGCUGAGAGGACCAUGACCCAGGAAAACCUGAAGCCCUUCCUCAUUCCCAAACCUUCACCUCUGGUUGUGGAGACAAAUGUGGAGUCCACCUACGAGGUGGUGGAACUUGGCCCAGACAGCAGGGAGCAGAAGCUGCUGUCACACACCUCUGGCAGCCAGGAGGAUGAGCCGGCCCUGGGCACUCUGCAGUCUUCAGAGUCCAGUUUCCCUUCAGGGCAAGGCAUCGUCAGUGACAGGGAGAGAAGGCUGGAGGCUGUGCCAGAAGGCCUGGACACGUCCCCCACAUGCAGCGAGAUGCGCUUUGACUCCAAUGUCUGUGUGCACAACUACUCCAUUCAGCUGACCAGGGGCCUGCUGGAGAAGAGUGCCCAGACUUAUAGCACACUGCAAGGCCCCACCACCCCAGACCAGGGGACUGUGAGGAGGAUGGCGUGGUCCAUGGUCGAACACAGAUGCCGGUGGCUGACCAUCAAGCUGCUUCUGCACCGAGGCGCGGACCCCAACCUGUGCCAAGUGCCCAUGCGAGCCCUGUUCUUCGCUGUGAAGGCCGGGGAUGUGGAUGGGGUGCAGUUGCUGCUGGAGAGAGGGGCCAGGACUGACAUCCGGUACCCACCCCACCUGGGGGCCCUGACCCCGCUCCACAUUGCUGCCGCCCUCCCAGGGGAAGAGGGCAUCAAGAUCACAGAGCUGCUACUCCAUGCCAUCACCGACGUGGAUGCCAAGGCGGCUGACCAGGAUGAGGUGUAUAAGCUGGGCAAGGUGUGCUCCUGUGGCUCGAGGAUGGAGCUGCUGCCCUCAAGCCUGAAGCUCAGCAAUGAGCCAGGUCCACCCAGCAUCUACUACACGGCAAGCACUCAAGUUGUGGAAGAGGGCGGCAGGACGGCCCUGCACGUGGCCUGCGAGCGGGAGGACAAUAAUAAGUGUGCCAGAGAUGUCGUGCAGCUCCUUCUCUCCCACGGGGCGAACCCCAACUUGCUGUGGAGUGGCCACUCCCCUCUCUCCCUGUCCAUCGCCAGUGGGAACGACCUGCAGCACUGGGCAUCAUUGCCUGGGGUGGCCUCAGGGAGACCUGUGAGGGAGGUGACAGGCCAGCUGCUGAGGAGCCUGCCUAUCCAGAUCGUGAAGGAGCUUCUGUCCUGCGGAGCUGACCCCAACCUGCCCUUGACCAGAGGCUUGGGCACUGCCCUAUGUGUCGUCUGCGACCUGGCCUAUGAGCAUCAGAGGAGCACAGACAACAAGAUCACCCUGAUUGACCGGCUCCUGGACCACGGGGCCGACAUCCUGAAGCCAGUGAUGCUCACACAGGGUGACAAGACCGCAGUGGGCACAGCAGUGGACUAUGGCUACUUCAAGUUUUUCCAGGACCGGAAGAUUGCCCACUUCCCCUUUCAUGCGCUGCUGCCAUCUGAACGGGAGACCCUCCUGGCCCGGAAGAGGCUCCUGGAGCACAUGGGCUUGCAGCUGCGGCGUGCUGUGCUUGCCAAGGAACAGGAGUGGGACAGGAAGGUGAUGUGCCAGAGCAGGAAAGCGGAGCUGUACCCUGGACAGAGGAUGAAGAAGAGAAGCUCCAGCCUGGCCAAGGCCCUGGACACAGAGGGACAGGAGAUGGCGCCCUUCUUCAAGUUCUGCUACCAGUGUGGCCGCUCCAUUGGUGUCCGCCUCACUCCCUGUGCCCGCUGCUACGGCAUCCUGACCUGCAGCAAGAACUGCAAGUCCAGAGCCUGGACAGAGUUCCACAAGAAGGACUGCAAUGAAAUGAUGGCCAUGGGUGGGCCGGGCCGGCAGAAGAUGAGCAUGGGUCUGCAGGAGUCAGUGCCCGGCUUUCCUGAGAAUACCAACGGGAGGGCAGGAGACUCUCAGUGAAGGAGCAGUGCCUGAUGCUGGGGCCUAGGGAGGGCCUGAACCCUGUCCAUGUCUCACCUGUGCACUGGUCAUCUCUGGCCUUGCAGGACCUAGGCAGGAAUCCUCUGCACCCUGUGGCUGUAUGGCAGGAUCUCCCACCUCCCAUGAAAUAAAGUGGUCAUGGUGUGUGCCCUAA
This is a messenger RNA of Cavia porcellus (domestic guinea pig), 10608 nucleotides long. RefSeq names its product ankyrin repeat and MYND domain containing 1 (gene Ankmy1). The transcript has 18 exons. The record is from RefSeq and is a predicted model, not a curated record. Gene Ontology annotation, molecular function: protein binding. NCBI's taxonomy places the organism in Eukaryota, Metazoa, Chordata, Mammalia, Rodentia, Caviidae. The coding region runs from base 7281 to 10433 and encodes 1050 amino acids.